Mycena citricolor is the source of this 689-nucleotide messenger RNA. Lineage: Eukaryota; Fungi; Basidiomycota; Agaricomycetes; Agaricales; Mycenaceae. The record is from the annotation of a GenBank genome assembly.
GACGAAUCGGCUACCUUGGUGCGCUCUGAGACGGAGUAUCCCAUCUGGCUGCCUCAAGUCAUCGGCAAAGUACACACAUGCGCAUGUGCGCCAACCGUGCAAGCUGAUGAAUACGCCAGGUCGCAGCUCUUGUCCACCAUACUUAUGACUUCCCAUCGGAUGAAGUGUAUUUGGAGUUUGUCAACCACACCCGGGCGACUUAUCCUGAUAAACCGCUUUGGAUGUCGGUCAGGAUUCCUGUCGCUUGUUUGGCUGUAACCGCCUGACGCGCUGCAAGGAAAUCUGCUGCUCGCUGGGUGAGGCGGAUGGCACGGGUCGAGGAUGGUCUGGAGGGUUUGACCCGACAAUCAAGAACGCUCUGAUGUGGACGACGAUGAUGUUCCAGAGUCUGAUCAUAGCUGAGCAACCCCAAUACGAUUUCUGGACACUCGUUUCUGGAGGGAUCGGCUGUUCCCCGCUCUCCGAUCCUGAAUGCGUGACGACGGGAAAUGCGGAUGGCUGGACGGACGGUCUGAUUUAUUACGAUCCCGACUAUGCAACGAAUGGCAACUACGAGCUCUACCUUACGAAACACUUCUGGACGUAUAAGCACUUUGGGAACUUUGUCAAACGUAAACGCUCACGCUCACGACUGACUCGUUCUGUAUCUCACAUUUACUCGCAGCUGGGACACAGCGGCGAUCGAUCGC